CAGUUCUGAAACGGGCAAGCGGCGUGACGGUUCGAAACUCGCCGGCGUUCUUCGCGUACGUGUAGGGGUUGCAAAACCGACGGGGGCCCGUUUGUCUUGUGUAAAAUCGGCGCGGAGCCGUCCCUGGAGGUGCCGCACGCGACACUAACUGGUGCAGGUCAGGCCCAUCCCUCGCGCUAUCAGAUACCUUCCGACUUCCGUGUAGGUCAUUUAACCCUUCGAGCUGGUGGACAACAUGUGAAAGUGAAACGGUGAUUAUGUGCCAUGAUGGAAGUGAUGCAAUCCUACUUCUUGUACACGGGCGAAGAGGCCUACGCGACGCCCCCACAGGUGAAUCAAGCGCAACCCUAUCUUCACUUUGACCAUCACCCCCCAGACACCUACGACGUCAACACCUACGACAGCUUCAUAUCGACGAGCUCGCUCAGCGAGCCCUCCUACGAGAACCUCCACUUCGCCAAAGAAACGAGAAAAAGCGCGAGAGGACAACGGAAGAAAGGCAUCGUGCGCGACAGAGCGGCAUCGCCCACGAUCCUCAAGAGAAGAAGACUGGCGGCGAACGCUCGCGAGAGACGAAGAAUGAACGGCCUGAACGAGGCGUUCGAUCGCCUCAGAAAAGUCAUCCCCAGCCUCGACGCCGAUCACAAACUGAGCAAAUUCGAAACGCUCCAAAUGGCCCAGACUUACAUCUCGGCGCUGAGGAAGCUUCUCGACGACGAGGCGAACAGAUGAGUCCUUUUUUUUUCUAAGUUCGUGUAAUCUAGUCCCAAUGAAAAUUAUGCAAAUUUCAUUCGCAUUGUAAAUAAGCUGACCAAAAAAAGUAUGUUAAUGCCAAAGACUAUCAAUAAAAUAUUUAUUCUUUUAUAA
Molecule: messenger RNA, 867 nt
Organism: Photinus pyralis (common eastern firefly)
Lineage: Eukaryota; Metazoa; Arthropoda; Insecta; Coleoptera; Lampyridae
Product: protein lin-32-like
Exons: 1
Coding region: 265-732 (155 amino acids)
Molecular function (GO): protein dimerization activity
Source: RefSeq, a predicted model, not a curated record